AUGAGCAUCCAAGACCUGGCGCAGACUCACUGCAAUACUAUACAACAUGCCACACAACAGCUUGAGCAUCCAAGGCUCGAUACUACCUCACCGCAGGAGGAACGGACUGCUCGUCCUGCCGUGCGACGCGCAAGGCGGGGUGCCAGGGGACGGGGUCCCGGCAAACGCCUCAGCAUGAGAGAUGCUUUCGUUGACGGAAGCACCCUGCUCCGAGAAGCGGCCAGGCUUGCGAGGUUCGACGGCAUGUCUCUAGACUUGUGCUUUUGGGACCCGGGCUGCUCGUCAUGGGUUGGUGUGGAGCCUCGACCUUCUGGCGUGAUAAGCCGCAGUAUUAGAGAGUUCGAGGAUGGGAGAGCGAGAUUCCAAAAAUCGUUGCGCUCUCUACAUAAUAGAUUGGCCAAAUACGUCGAAGCAUAUGGUGUCCCUUGUCGUUUUAAAUGUUUCGACCCGUUCAAGGAACAAUGGCUUGUCACUAUCGGGGCGCCUGCCGGCUGGCUCAUGGAUUCUCAGGAUUGGAAACGCGCAGUGAGUAUAGACCUGAAGUAA
Molecule: messenger RNA, 546 nt
Organism: Fusarium odoratissimum NRRL 54006
Lineage: Eukaryota; Fungi; Ascomycota; Sordariomycetes; Hypocreales; Nectriaceae
Exons: 2
Coding region: 1-546 (181 amino acids)
Source: RefSeq, a predicted model, not a curated record